Messenger RNA from Guillardia theta CCMP2712, 1020 nucleotides. RefSeq lists its product as hypothetical. Lineage: Eukaryota; Cryptophyceae; Pyrenomonadales; Geminigeraceae. The record is from RefSeq and is a predicted model, not a curated record. The transcript is spliced from 11 exons. Bases 1 to 1020 code for a protein of 339 amino acids.
AUGUGGUUCAGACCUGUCAUCAUCGAUAAUGGAAGUGGAAGAAUUAAAGCAGGGUUUGCUUCUGACGAGCGACCGCGAUUCAUUUGUCCAAAUGUCGUCGGCGAAGUCAAGCACAAGAAAUUUUUUUCUUUUUCAGAAUCGCAGCAAUGUUACGUGGGCAAUGAUGCCCUGGCUCACAGAGCGAUUCUGAAAUUGAGUUAUCCCAUUAAGCAUGGAGUAAUUUCGGACUGGAAUGGCAUGGAGAAAGUUUGGAGUUCUGUAAUUACCGGGCUUGGAGUAUCCCUCAAACAUCACCCUGUACUGUUGACAGAAGCUCCGCUAAACCCGAAAGCCAAAAGAGAGGAAGUUUGUGAGAGAUUCUUUGAAGGGUUCGAUUGCCCAGCCUUCUAUAUCGGAAUACAGGCUGUAAUGUCUUUAUAUUCUACUGGAAAGAUUACUGGUGUUGUCGUAGAGUCAGGCCAAGGGGUUUCAUGUUCAGUUCCGAUCUACCAAGGCUAUGCCAUCUGGCAUGCAAUCAAACGCUUGAAUUUGGCUGGUCAUGAGCUCACAGAAUACCUGUCAAAACUUCUGAGAGAAAGAGGCUAUUGCUUCAAAUCAUCUGCCGAGUAUGAGAUAGUUCGGGACAUGAAAGAAAAACAUUGCUUUGUUGCACUCGACUAUGAGGAAGCUCUGAACAAAGCCGCAAUGUCUGAUGAGCUGCACGUAUCUUAUGAGAUGCCAGAUGGUCAGAUUGUCCUAAUAGGGAGCGAGAGAUUUCGAUGUCUCGAAGCACUUUUCCGUCCCUCGCUCCUUGGUUUGGAGGAUGUCGGAAUCCACUGGAUGGUGUACAACAGCAUCAUGAAAAGCGAUCUAGACAUCCGUAAAGACCUGUACGCAAAUAUCGUAUUAUCUGGAGGAACUACAAUGCAUGAGGGCUUUCAAGAAAGGUUGCAGGCAGAGGUUGUUGCCUUGGCUCCACGCACGGUGAAGGUCAGAGUCAUUGCAAAACCUGAGGUGUGGACCUUUGGUUCUGUACUCUAG